AUGGCGAACAUAACACAGACAUGCUUAAUUCCAGGUGAGGGUAUCGGGAAUUCAUUGCGAUUAGGACAAACGAUGUACUCCGUUGUUAAAAGAUUUGACAGAUUCAAUUACAAAAUGAUAAUUUCUUACAGCGAGGAAGACUAUUUGAAUACUCCAAUUAUAGUUCACUUACCAACGCUUGGAAUAAGGUUACUCUUCGAGAACUCUGGCUCCCAAAAUUUGCUUCUUAUCGAGCUCUUAAGUUUCGAACAUUUGAAAAUAUUCUAUAAUGGGCUGGCCCUAAACGAUAUAAGCGUAUCUUCACAAGACAAUACUUUCGUAGGAGGUCAAGAUAAUUCUAGUCAAUCUAGGAAUUCAUUAAUUUCGGCUGAAGAGAGACUGCUAAAUGAGAUUGAAGCAAUUAAAAAAGUGACACCACCGACUUUAAAACUUAUAUACAACAAAAUAUUUGGUCCUACCUAUCCUGGAAAGCUUUGCAAAGAAUCUAAGUAUUAUAUUUUGUCAUAUCCAGGUGUUUCAUUCAAGUUUAAGAUCAAACUGCCGGAAUUGUCACAAAGAAUAUCGAAAGUGUCUUCGAACGAGAACCAAAUCUUAUCCAAAUUAUUAAACUGGGAUCGAUCAGAAGAUGUCUCGGCGGAAUCUAUUUCAGUUUUCGAAGGUAAUUCUUGGGAUGAUUUCCACUCAAAAUUGAAAACUGGGCAAGCUAAGGUUGAAAAUAACGAUAAUAUAAAAAAAUUAAAGAUAAAUUUACGAUUAGGCACUAUUAGAAUAUGCUUUGAAAAUGGAAGGGAGUUCCUUUUGGAAUUAGGGAAAACCACUCAACAGGCAGUUUUAAAUGUGCUUGGACCGCCGGAAGAUUAUUUUAAUAAGUUUGAUUCAAGGUUGCUUAUACAUAAUCAUUUGUCUAAAUCAUUUAAUCUUUCAGACGCCACUUCGAACUCAUCUGUUUGGAAAUUUCAUAACUAUUUUGGAUAUGGCCUUGAUUUCUUAUAUGAUUUAAAUGACGCUUCUUCGGCACAUGAAACAGGAAUUCUAAAAAAAGUAAUCAUUCAUAAUGGUGGAAUCGCGGAGAGCUUGGAUUUCAUGAAAUGGAAUAGAUGUAACUGGGAGCUCAUUGAUGACACAUCUGACGAUUUUGGGAAAAUAGACUCAACGAUGUAUUUUAGUGACAUUCAAGACUUCUUCAGCAGAAAAAAUACCUCCCCAAGUAGUGCCCGUCCUGUUCUCUUGAACAGGAAUGAAUCAGAAUUCAUUGAUAAUGACCUCGAUAUCAUCAAUCUAGACGAGGUUGAUAGCAAUAAUUCAUUAUCUGAGCAGAAAUCAGCCUCUUCGAGUUCAAUCAAUUCAAAUUCUAGAAUUAAGACAUGGGGUCAGUCAAAAUUAUACGGCUGCGACAGAUGUAUUUGGGAAGUCAUUGACUCUAAUGGGUGCAUUUCCAGCGUUACGAUAUAUUGA
Messenger RNA from Priceomyces carsonii, 1455 nucleotides. RefSeq lists its product as uncharacterized. Lineage: Eukaryota; Fungi; Ascomycota; Pichiomycetes; Serinales; Debaryomycetaceae. Gene Ontology annotation, cellular component: trans-Golgi network. Bases 1 to 1455 code for a protein of 484 amino acids. The record is from RefSeq and is a predicted model, not a curated record. The transcript has a single exon. Gene Ontology annotation, biological process: Golgi to plasma membrane protein transport.